CUCGGCCCAGCUGUUUCGAUAGGUCCAGAAAACCACGGCGAAAAAGGCGAGACCUCUCGCGAGACCUCCUCCACGGAGGCUGCCAUCUUGAGUUCUCUUCGCCGGGAGGGUCACAGGGACGGAGAGGGCGGCGGCAACAGCGGCAGCCGCGAUGUUGUCUCGUUUGGCCGUGCGCGCCCUGGGUAAAGCGGGGGCUGCAGGGCGGGCGGACGGCCGGGCUGUUGGGUUUCGGGGGGCUGUGCUUUGACUCUCUUGUUCUUGCCUCCCGCAGCCCCGGCUGGUGGCCUGAAGAGCUUGGCGCCCGCUCUGCCCGUGGGGUGAGUGAAUGCAGGUCGUGAGGAGGGUGGCCUUGGAAUAGGAAGAAGAGGGGGAGGAAGCCGCUGCUUUUCUCCGGGAAAAGCACGGGGAAUAAAGAGGAGGUUAGGCUCCUAGAGGAGGCCGCAGCGACGCAGGUCGUCGUAAAGACUCGCAGGGGUUAUGCAGGUUAGGAACGGGAAGCCAGGCCACAAGAAGCGGAAAGGUGCAACUCAAUGAUAUUGGUAAAAUGCAGUGGUGGCGAACCUUUUAGAGACCGAGUGCCCAUACUGCAACCCAAAACCCACUUAUUUAUCACAAAGUGCCAACUCGGCAAUUUAACCUGGAUACUGAGGUUUUAGUUUAGGAAAAAAACACAACUCAUACAUUAGGGCUAAUGUAACCCUUUCCGCUGAUAUAUAAUUUUAUGGUAUAACUCCGUGCCUUUUUUUUCUAAAGAAAAAAUGUUUAGGGAUACUCUCAUUUUGACUCAAGAAAAUCACCAUCAGGAAAAAUAAAUUCAGUUCUGAUUGGGGAAAAUAAAUACAGUGAAUUUCUUCUUCUGUUAAAUUUACAAAAUGUUUAUGGGUAUGUGUCCCCACAGAAAAAAAAGCACUGGUAUUACUCCAAAAAAAGUAGUGUUAUGCGCCAUCAGGCCACUAGUGUACACUGGAGGGCUGUACUAAGAGCCACUCUCUGUCCCAAUUUUUAAUAUGGGAUAAUAUUGAUUGUUUGUGUGCGCACAUACAAAUAAAUAUAAACAGAUAAAUAAUCCCAGCCAGAUGGGUAGAGUAUAAAUAAUGUAUUACCAUAUUUGGGGAUUCCAUAUUAAGAAAAUGGGGGGAGAUUGCCAAGAGUUUUUGAGCUUUUGGGAGGGGUUGCUUACAGUUGCUCAAGUCGCCGAACACACCUAUCGUUUCCACACUCACCGCUGGCAGCCACAAAUCGACCACCAAAUUGCUACAAUGACAGCCAAUAGAAAACAGUCCUUGACACAGCCGCCAAUCAUCUGCACCAUCGCUGCAGAGAAUCUCCUGCUUGCAUCUUUCAGGAGCCCCAAAGAGUGGUGCUUCUCCCUCCCAGCCUGGAGCAGGAGGUGUGGCAGGCGAGUCGUGGGCGUGUCCCUUCUUGUGUGCUCGCUCUUGCCCAGAGACCUGUUGCUUCCCUGCUCCCCUCCCCACCUUCCGUGCCAGCUGAUUGGCGGGCGCGCAACUCCCCGAUGCUCUAGGGAGCAUUUACCGUCCGCAGUGGCUUGGGUUCUCCAGUGCCAAGAUAGGAGUAAGAUCUGAUUUCUUUUGGUCAGUUUAGGGGAAGCCUCCAUCUCCUGAAUAGGUGGAUCAUCCUGAAGACUGUUGAGUUCUUCUAAAAGCCUUGAGUAAUUUGGUUACGUUGCCUCUAUAGCUGAAGGAGCGUCUCCACCCUCAGCGUUCAGCCCAGACACUUGAGAUCCAGCUCUGAGGGGCUUAUGACGGUUCCCUCAUUUUGAGAUGUGAAGCUACAGGGAAUCAAGCAGAGGGUCUUCUUGGUAGUGGCGCCCGCCCUGUGGAGCGCCCUCCCAUCAGAUGUCAAGGAAUAAACAUCUAUCUGACUUUUAGAAGACAUCUGAAGGCAGCUCUGUACAUCCUUUCAUUGUCCUUAAUGAUUAUAGCAAUAGUUCAUAUGUAUAUGUCGUUCUGUUGUGUUCUCAUGGUUCUUUUGCAAAUAAGCCUUCACAUUCCAGCCUUCACUUGCUCACACACAUUUCAACUUUUAAUUUUAUUUCUAUAAUUUCAGUUACAACACUACUAUGAAUUUAUACAUGCAAUGUAUUUUUCCGCAUUUCAUUUCCCUCUGAUCUCACUUUUUACAUUCCCCCACCCCCAAAUAAAUUUGUGUGUAUAUGUGUGUGUGCGCGCGCAACUGAGAAUAACAGUUAAAAUGGACUGUAAUCUGUGCUUUAAGGUGCCAAAGGGUCCUUUAAUUUUUUUAUCACCAAGUUGCAGCUUGCUUCUGCUGUGUAGCAAGCAACUUCUAAACUGAGGAGAAUUUUUACAACAUGUUAUGAUUCAGUGUGAGGCACACGUAGUGCUCUCCCUUCACUGGGAUACCAAACUUCAAGGGACUGUCUUGUUUAGGCACAUUGGAAACAUGCUUUUCUGUGUUAAAAGUGGUUUGUUUAGGUGUUGCUAUCUUUGUUCUUGAAGUUUAGCCCUUCCUGUCUCUCUGUGAUUGCUUUUUCUCCCCCACAAUUUUUAGUCUGCUAUUAAGUUAUGCUUGCAUAAGAUGAAAGCAUAAAUAUAAUAGGGAGAUUAAUUUUAUGCAUGAUUUUGGAGAAUUUGGAGCCUUUUCCAAGUGCUACAGCUUGCACGGUUUAUGGAUGUGACAGUGAUGCUUUGGAAUUCCUAGGGAGACAUACAUUGUCACUACUGUAUAUACCUUAUAAUGCCCGGUGAAGACCUGAAUCCUUAAAUAUGCCUUUGGAGAAAGCUCAGUUGAGAAAUCUGUUUUGUUUACUGAUUCUAUUAUUAUAAUAUUUGAUAAUGUUCUUUCACAUUGGAUUGAUUUGUAACUCAAAGCUGCUAACAGCUUAGAGCUCCUUAAUGAAGGUAAGAUAGGAUAGAUUUUUUUAAAAAACAAACAAACAGAUGAUUACUGAAUAUCCUGAAGCUAUUGAUUUCUAUUUAGCCACAAGUAUAACCUUUUUUGGGGAAAGAUUUGGAAAUAUGGAAUCAUUUUCUUCAUUGCAGGGCAGUGCAAAUAUUCAGACCACUUCACACAAGUCAGCAACACUUGGCUCCUGUGCCACCUCUUCCAGAGACAGGAGGAAAAGUCCGCCAUGGAAUAUUCCCUGAAGAAAUUUUCCAAUUCUUGUACCCUAAAACAGGAGUCACAGGUUAGCAUGCCUGCAUGAGUAAACUUUGUGAAAGCCAGCUCUUAGUAAGAAACUUAUAUUUCAAAAGUAUUACUUAAUAUUUUUAUAUCCAAUUUUUGAACUGAAGUCCACAAAUCACUGAACAGAGAAGGUGCCUCUGCUAAUGAUGAGGUUACACAUUAUCUUCUGAAGUAUGUUGUGUUGAUAACAACUUACAGCCAGCAUAAGGAAAGGUACCUCAGAAUAGAUGUGUGCCUUUAGAAAUUUGCGUUGCAUUUCCUAUUUCAACUAAAAUUGUGUUUAUCACUCAUUUUGUCUUUAUUUUGAGCAAUAAAUGUAAUCUCUAUUUAGAACAGUGGCUGUCACAGAAAUGGCUGACAUUCCAAAAGGGAGCUGUAGUACAUAUGUCCAAGUUUAUCUCUCCUUCCUUCCCUUAUAUUUCUCUAAAAAAGAAGAGUGUGUUAAAAGGUGAUAAUGCAAGUAUCAUAAAUUUAAAUUAGUUAUUAGAUUGUAAUGUGAUUUUGAAAGAAGUAGCACCUCUGAUAACUUAGUUAGGGCUUUUGUUUUCUUGUUUGUGUGUCACAGUUCAAGGGCAACUGAGUUAUUUCCCCUGACAGAUCUCAUGUUCAGGGAGGGUAGCAUAUUCAAUAUUAAGGCAAAUUUCCUUUAUACUGAAUGUCUCUAUCGUCUUGUGUAAUGGUAUUGAUUUGCUUGCUUUUAGGCCCCUAUAUGCUUGGGACUGGGCUUCUGCUCUAUAUGCUCUCUAAGGAACUUUACGUAGUUAACCAUGAAACAAUAGCUGGAGGUGUUAUGGUGGGAAUUCUCAUCUACAUAAUUAAGAAGUACGGUCCAAAUGUAGCAGCUAUUGCUGACAAACUCAAUGAGGUAAGACAGCACGUUUAUUGCUACUCAGUAAAAGAGUUCACAUGUUAAAAUAAUUUUUUAAAAAAGGAUACGGCUCAGUAUACUAUAUAUAGGAUGCUGUCAGUCAAAAUGUGAGUCAUGUCUUUUCCUUGUAAAUAAUGUGAUCAACUAAGGAGUAGCUCCCAGUUCAGCACCAUACCAUCCCUCCACCAUGCAGUCCUAUGCCUCUUUACUGAAAGGUAAGCCCCACUGAUUUCCAUGUGGCUUGCUCUCACUAUGCAUAGGAAUGCAGUUUUAUUGUAAUAUAAUUGCAGUUUUUAGUGCAGUUCAACACUCCUUCAUUAUUUUGUAGCCUCAUCACUCAUGUGCUAUGGUAAUAACCACAGUAAUAAUCAUAUGCAGUCUCAAGACAUCCGGAGAGAUUGAGUUUUCUAAUGUUCAGUACAGUGAUAACUUGGUUCUCGAAAUCUGGGAGUCCAUUCAGCUCCCGAAACUGUUUGAAAACCAAGCUUCCUGCAUUUAAGCGGAAGCCACAUCGGACAUUCAGCUUCCAAAAAACGUUUGCAAACUGGAACACUUCUGGGUUUGCGGCAUUCGUGAGCUGAUUUGUUCAACAACUAAGCUGUUUAAGAACCAAGGUACCACUGUAUAAGUACCUCCCAAAUGAGUUAGAUAGUCGGUUUUCAUGCUGUUACUAGACAUGCUGUCCAAACUUGGCAUUCAGUGAUUACAAAUUAACUGAAUUAGAAGGAGGUCAUUUUAGAAGAGACUGGGCAGGUCUCAAUGUAUUAUUAUUUUUUCCUAUGCAAAUGGAGAAGAGGGUAUACUACACUUAAAAAUACUUCUCUGGAGUAGAAUUGCAUGUGUUUGCUUAUUUAUUUAUUUCAUUUAUGCCACACCUUUUUCUCCAAAGAGAUCAAGGUGUGGGAUACAUUUUCAUUCUCAUUUCAUGCCCACAGCAAUCCUGUAAGGCAUGUUAGGCUGAGAGGCAGUGAAUGAUUGGCCCAAAGUGAGCUUCAAGGCAAAGUGGGGAUUUGAACCCUGGUUUCACAGGUCCUAGUCCAGCACUCUAACCACUACACCACGUCUUGAAUCCUGCUAAUAUUCAAUAUAAUUGUUACCGUCAUAACAAUUACACAAUGGCUUUUUUUCAACAUCGCAUCAAGGGAAAAGUGCAUGAUGUGAGUGCAAAACUGGAUUUCUCUGAAGGUCAAACUAGCUUGUUUUUUAUUUCAGGAUGCUAUAGCACAAGCAACAGCCGUGAAAAAUGACAUGAUAGCUGAACACACUACGGCUAUUGAAGAGGAGAAGAAAGAGCAGUGGAGGGUGGAGGGUCGUCACUAUCUCUUUGAUACCAAGCGGGUACAGUAUUAAAAUAAAUACACAGUGUGCGAGAUCCAGGGCACCAUUGGCACAAGUCUGAGAGUUGACAUUGUUGCACAAGUUUAGUUGUCAGGGAGAAGGAGGAGAAGGAGAAUAAUAAUAAUAAUAAUAAUAAUAGGAUAUGUGCCAUGGAUUACAUCAGUCACUAAUGCAAGCCAUUCUUUGAAUUUGGCUGCUGCAGUAUAGCAAGAAUUAGGCUCCUACUAGUGCCAUGGGUGUUGUGUGAGUGGGUGCUGCAGUUGGUUGUCACCCACCGUUAUUGAAGAAGUAGUUCUUGUACAAUGUUUAAAUAGCAAACUUUUAAAAAUGUAAUAGUAGCUUUAACAUGCCUCUGAUGCUUUGGCUUGCUUUGCUUCACUACUGUCAGUCAUAGAAUUGUAGAGUUGCAGGGGGACCCAAGGGUCAUCAAGUCCAACCCCCUGCAAUGCAGGAAUCUCAGCUAAAGCAUCCAUGACAGGUUGCCACCCAACCUCUGCUUAAAAGCCUCCAAGGAAGGGGAGUCCACCACGUGUUGUGGGAGUCUGUUCCACUGUCAAACAGCUGUUGCUGUCAUAAAGUUCUUCCUGAUGUUUAGUUGGAAUCUCCUUUCUUGAAGUCAUUGGUUUGGGUCCUACCCUCCGCAGCAAGAGAAAACUAGCUUGCUCCAUCCUAUGAUAGCAGUUCUGGAGUUCUGAACAGAAAUAUUCUAAGUGCCUUUAAAAUAUAUCUCUGCCCAAUAUGAAAAAGAGAUGGUAAUUGCGGUAUCACUAGAAAUUUGUAAUAAUUUGUUCGACUAAAUUAGCUAUAACAUAUGCUAUUAACAUCAGGAUAUCAUGAUGAUGAGAUUUAUGAUUAAAACAUUUAGCGCUGUCAACAAAAAAUGGAAUUUCAACCUUUGUGAAUCAGGAUCAGUGACUUGUGCUGGCAAUCAUAUGCACAAUCAUAAGGGAGCAAGUUCCAUUGAAUUUAAUGGGACUUCUGUGUAGCGAUACCUAUCUCAUUUAGUUAGUUAAAAGUUAAAUAUUUCAGUAGAACACUAAGUGACUUAAAUCUUCAAACAGAAAGGAAUAUAUGAAAUCAAAUAUAAAUUACGCAUUCAUGUUUAUAGAAUAACACUCCAGUCAGAAUUAAAUUAUUGUUUGAAAAUGUAUUAGAGAAAAUGGAUGGUGAUGCACCUUUUAAUCCCCUACCCUAAACCAGUAUUUCCAGAUACAACAUGCUUUUUAUUUUGCAUUUUUAGGUAGCUUAGGGUUUCAAAGAUGAAGUACUGUCCAUGUACUGUGGUUAAGGAAUAAUUCAAAAAUAUCUAUCUGGGGAUUGAUUGAUAAACAUUAUUAGUGCAAAAAACCUGGAAAACAUUUAGGACAUGUAUUUCCUUGCUGUUUGUGGAACUGGAUCUUAAAUAAUGUCAGACAGUUGUGCUCUAAUCUGAAGAAUCAUACAAAAAUUCAAAUAUAAGUGGUACCAGACUCUAUAUAUGACUAGAGGCUAUUGGGGAAAAUAUAUUACAUAGAGUUAAAGGCAUGCUGGUAUAGUAUAUUCCACUUGGCCCUAUUAUAGUAACAGGCUGGCUAUAUGGUCUUGUGGGGAAAACUUUUUGUGGAACUUUCCUUAUGUUAAGUGUUAUAAAAAUAAGUAUUGCAUGUUAUAAACAAGAUGGAAAAGCUAGUGGUUAAGGUCUAAAUUUACUAACUAUAUGUGUGUUUGCAGGAUGCAGAUAAGAGGUAUUUUCUAAACUGUUCUUCAUGUAUUUUUUUGUUGUUGUUGAUUUAUAUCUGUAAAUUAUUUAAACGGAAGAAAUACAAGAUUUUGUGCACAUACCGCAUGUUCAUUUCGCAGAAAUACUGUAGUCAGAGUGCCCACAAUGGAAAAGUGAUUUCAUUUCUUGCUUUUCUAGAACAAUGUUGCUAUAAUGCUUGAGACAAACUACAGAGAGAGGCUGUUUACUGUAUACACAGAAGUGAAGAAGCGGCUGGAUUAUCAUGUGGCAAUACAGCAUCUCAAGCGGAAUAUGGAACAAAAUCACAUGAUCAACUGGGUUGAGCAAAACGUUAGGCAGAGUAUUACAGCCCAACAGGUACUUGGAGCAGGCUUCUCUAUAGGUUUCCCCUUGCAGUUACCUCCACAGUACAAAAUAAGUUUGUGCCUAACCUACUGGAGGGUUUGUGUGUCCCUAUGAUAUAAUUAAUGUUUAAGAUGCUGCACAUCUGUUUUUUCAAAGUUUCCAUUGGAAGAGAUUGAAAGAGCAGUGUCUUGGGGCACUGGGGUGGGGGAUCCGGGAACUUGUUGGAACUUAGCCAAAUAAUAGCCAGGCAUUUGAAUGGGAGAUGUAAAGACUAAUCUCAGUGUCUGCCUGUUCUCUAAAGAAAAGGGACAGAGGCGAAUCUUGUUCCUCGAUAACAGUCUAUGUGAGAACUGUACCAAUCAUAGGAUUGGUAGCUUUUUUGGACUGGGGAGGUUUAGGUGUGCAUUCAAAUCUUGUCAAACAUCGGGGUUGGUCCUUAAUUUAUUUUUUGCCUUUAUGCCUUUAUGGGCCCUAAAGCAUUAUUUUAAAAACAUGUAGCUGUGCUCUCAGCCUUUUUUGUGUGUGAUAUUAUGUCUAGGCUAAGUAGGUGACUGGGUCUCAAGCGUUUUAUUCCUGCACAAUUUUAAUAUUGAUUCUAAGGAAGGGACUAAAUACUGAGUUAUGAAAUAAUCAGUUAGGUAUAGCAUAUCGUUUCAGUGUGGUAUGAUUUCAAAUAAAAUUGCUCAUGUCAUUCUCCAUCAAGCUUUUUUCCUUCCAAUUUUCUUACAGCAUUCAUUUGUUUCUGUAUUGCAGGAGAAGGAGAGCAUUGCUAAGUGCAUCUUGGACCUGAAGGCAUUGUCAAAGUCUGCACAGGCAACUGUUUAAACACAAUUAUGACCUCUUAAACCAUAUGAUGGCAAAUCUUAAUUAAAGCAUAUAUACCUUUUUGUUGGGCUUUCUCU
Molecule: messenger RNA, 8338 nt
Organism: Podarcis lilfordi (Lilford's wall lizard)
Lineage: Eukaryota; Metazoa; Chordata; Lepidosauria; Squamata; Lacertidae
Source: the annotation of a GenBank genome assembly